This is a messenger RNA of Pangasianodon hypophthalmus (striped catfish), 1283 nucleotides long. RefSeq names its product mitochondrial ribosomal protein L44 (gene mrpl44). The record is from RefSeq and is a predicted model, not a curated record. Gene Ontology annotation, molecular function: ribonuclease III activity; double-stranded RNA binding. Gene Ontology annotation, biological process: regulation of gene expression; rRNA processing; primary miRNA processing. Lineage: Eukaryota; Metazoa; Chordata; Actinopteri; Siluriformes; Pangasiidae. Gene Ontology annotation, cellular component: nucleus. The transcript is spliced from 6 exons. The coding region runs from base 36 to 1043 and encodes 335 amino acids.
GUGUCGUCUUGUCAGCGUCAAGCUGCAGGAGUGUCAUGGCGGCGUGUAGGACGCUGUUGAGUGGCGGUGUGUUGACGAUUGGGCUUCAUUAUCAGCAUGUUUGCAGGAGUGUGCUGCUCACACAGAGCAGAGGGAAGAAGCGGUGGAUGAAGGCCUACACGCUGCUCAUGGAGAGGAAGAGGAGGCUGGAAGGAGCUCCAGCUCCAACCCCGCGCUCCCAGCAGCCUAACUGGGACUAUCACGCUGAGGUGGAGGCGUUCAGUGCCCGGCUGAAGGAGCGUUUCUCCACCGACCUGCUGAAGACGGCGUUUGUGAACCCGUGCUACGUUCGCUCUGAGGAGGAGAGACGCCGCUCGUUGGGUCUGGACGCCGAGAGCACGGCGCUAAACCUCAGAGACAACACAGAGCUGCGGGAACAUGGGCGUAGAUUCACGCUGGGUUUCCUCACCGACUGGUGCAGGGGCAGCUUCCCCAGUCUGCCGGAAGACGGUGUAGCAGCCAUCGUCAGUCACCUGACGGGGUCAGAGGUCAUGUGCUGCGUGGCUCGGAACCUGGCGGUGGAGGAGCUGGCGAUGACGGCGGGAUUUCCUUUUCCAGACGACGUCCUUCGCGGGACGUUCUUUGCUGUGAUUGGUGCGCUGGAGCAGAGCAGUGGCUCAGAGAGGGCGGGGCUUUUCAUCAGGGACUUCCUCGUGACGCAGCUGAUAGGAAAAGACCUGUUUGACGUGUGGAAAGUGGUGAACCCGAUGGGGAUAUUGGUGCAGGAGCUGAGCCGCAGAGGAGCGUCUCUCCCCGAGCCACGCCUCCUCCAGUCCUCCGGAGCCAGCACUGUGCUCCCGCUUUACUUCGUCGGCCUUUACUGUGAUAAGAAGCUGCUGGCUCACGGGCCUGGUGAGACGCUCGCGGCAGCGGAGGAGGAGGCAGCCCGCGUGGCUCUGAGGAAACUCUUCGGCUACACGGAAAACCGUCAACCGUUCGACUUCUCCACGAAACAGCAGCAGCCUGAAACACCAGCGGCGCAGCAGGCAGUCAGCAGAGGAUAAAAACACACACGCUGUCAUCUGUCUGUCCAUCUUUCUCCAGGUGGAAAACAUCUGCUGCUUUAGUCUCUUCACUCAAACAUCUCUGUUUGUCUCGAGUAAAUCUGGACAGUCCGCUUUAGGAAGAGGUGGAAAUGCACCUCCAGUCGGCUUCUAAUGAAAUCAGGCCACAAUCGAGUGUAAAUGUUGUGGGAUUUUUUGUUUGUUUGUUUGUUUUUAAAUAAAUUUCUCCUCACGUAUGAA